CUAAAUCAUCGUCAGUUUGAAGGUGUCGGAAAAAACCGUAUAGAAAUUUAUCGUCUCGUCUAACUUUCUUUUUCAUACAAUUGCAGCUUGCACAGAUCCUGAGAAUUUGACGGUGCUAAUUGAGCUCGCGCAAAGUGGCCAUUAAUUCACACGAGUUGAAUUGAGACUACGAAUAGACAUUCGAAAAUAGUGAGAAAGUGAUUUUCCCCGGGCCGCGUUCAUGGUAGUCAUCAAAGAGACGAGAGAACGGAAAGAGUUAUGUCAACGAGUGAUCACGGACUUGAAUCUAAAUCGCGAUGACGACAGCCGGUGCAGUGAAAAUAAUUCACCCUUGCCAUACAUUCAAAAGAACAAGAAUCAAGAGAUUACGGCUACUGAUCUGUACUCUGUUAUUACUUUUUCCUUCGUGCUCGGCGAGCAAUAAUCCACCGAGAUUUCUUAUCGACGGACAGACAGAAAUCGUGGUGAGACUGAAGGAAGGCCCGGCAACACCGGUCGGUAGUUUAAUAUACAGGCUGCGUGCGGUGGACCCGGACGGCGAUGUGCUUUCUUUUGGGCUCCGCGAACAGCCGGGCAGCGAUGUGAUACGUGUAGAGAGGAUAACUUCUAAUGAGGCGAAUGUGUACCUGAACAAGGAGCUCGACAGAGAGACUAGGGAUGAGUACCCUCUAGUCCUGACGUUGACUGACGGUCGGCUAGGCGAUGGAAAUUACAUAACCCAGAGCCUGCUCCUCCUCGUCGAAGACACGAAUGACAACGCGCCAAUUUUUCGGCCGCAUCCGACGACCCUCACAAUUCGCGAGGACUCUGGACCCGGUGUUUUGACCACCGUCGAAGCAACCGACGCUGACGAAGGGGCUCACGGUCAAGUCGUUUACUACCUCCAAGAGCUUGACGGCGACGACGGCACCUUUAGUAUUACGACGGUGAACGGAAAGGGAAUUGUUCGGCUGGUCGGCCCUCUUGACUACGAAAGGAAGUAUUUGUACCAGUUGAGAAUCCUCGCUGUGGAUCGUGCCAUAAAUGAAAAGGUCAACACGGGAACAUCGGCAAUUCUGGUAAAAGUUCAGGACGUGGAAGACCAGCCUCCGGAAUUCAUAUUCGUUCCACCAGUCACUAGAAUUAGCGAAAACGUGCCUAUCAGUACACCUGUUCUUCGAGUUCGAGCCAUCGAUGGUGACAGAGGUAUAAACAACAAGGUUACCUAUCGAAUUACGAAGGGGCCCAGCCAGCUGAUGGAUAUCGACGCUAGGUCCGGCUACGUUUUCACCAGGGCUCAUUUAGAUCGAGAAGCGGAGUAUAACAGUCAGGGUGCUUUCAUAUUAGAGAUCACUGCGACGGAAAUUUCAAAGAUCGUUCCAGCGCCGUCGGUGACUACCGAGGUCACUGUCAUUCUGACGGACGUGAACGACGAGACACCGACGUUUCGCAGUACUUCGUACAUGGCUGAGAUAAACGAAAACGCACCUCUUAACACGCCUGUUACGAUACUUGGAGAAGCGAUCCCGGAAGUCUAUGAUCAUGAUUUGGGAACCAACGGUACCUUUAGAAUGUUCAUCGACGAUGACCAGGGGAUAUUCGAAGUGACACCAUCUCGCGGUAUUAAUGAAGCGACAUUUCUCGUUCGGGUCAAAGAUUCCUCGAAGCUGGAUUUCGAAGAACGAACAGUUGUGAACUUGACCCUUGUCGCCAAAGAGGUUCUGACUUUCGGAGCCAAGUACAGCGUUGUUCCAGUGACUGUUUUCAUUCGAGAUCAAAACGACAACUAUCCCGAGUUCACCAACGCGACUUACGAGGUCUCGGUACCGGAGAACUGUGAGGUGGGCACAACCGUUGCUUGGGUUCAAGCUAUGGAUCAAGAUAAUGGCAAUUUCGGGACGAAGGGUGUCCGUUAUACGAAUCUAGGAGGAAGCAUUGCGCAUAUGCUGACCAUUAAUCCCGUAACCGGUGUGAUUACGGUGAAACAGACAGGUCCAAGUUUCGACCGAGAAUUAGUGUCCAGACACUUUCUCACUGUGGAAGCCCGGGACGACCUCGGCAGGGGCAACAGAAACAGCGCACAACUAAUAGUCAGCAUAGAUGAUAUCAACGACAACCCUCCCGUAUUUCUGCAGAACAAAUACGAAGCUGUGUUGCUUGAAAAUGAAGAUAGCUUCGAGUCUCCCCUUAUUGUGGAAGCUUUUGACAUUGACUUGAACGGCACGCGAAACAGCGAGAUCAUCUAUGCCCUUGUGGCGGGCGAAUUUUCAUCCAAUUUUACAAUUGACUCGAAACGAGGAGUGAUCACACCUGCGCAUCCUAUGGACUAUGAAGCGUUGCCCAUCAGCCAGGGACACCGAGAAACGGCGAUACGAUCUAUUCGCUUGACGGUCAGAGCCCGGGAUAUGGGAACUCCCAGCCUUAGUUCAGACGCUCCAUUGACCGUUUAUCUCAAGGACGUAAAUGAUAACACCCCAGCUUUCGAGAGGGCGCUCUACAAGAAAAAUGUGCCGGAAGAUGUGCCCGGUGGUACAUCGAUAUUGCAGGUGAAGGCUUGGGAUAAGGAUCUCUCGGCUCCAAACAAUAAGAUAGUUUAUCGUAUCCAAAGCGGUGCUGGGGACAAAUUUAUAAUAGGUCCCGAGAAUGGGGUCAUCAGUGUGGCACCAGGGUCGAAUUUGGAUCCGGAUUUGACGUCACCGAAAACGAUGCGAUAUACGUUAGACGUAAUUGCUAUUGACAGUGGAACUGAGGUUCAGCAAACCGCCGAUGUUUUGGUGAACAUUACAAUUAUUGACGUCAACAACAAGCCUCCGGUUUUUAUCGACCCAGGAACUGUAAUUGUUAGGGAAAACACUCAGGUUGGUGCCUAUGUGCAUCGCAUUGUUGCUAACGACCCAGAUAUUGCACCGGUUUUACGCUACCGAGUUGAUCCAAACUCUUCAGAGGCCAGGAACGAGGAGGGAACUCUGAUCCGUGUUCAAGAGUACGACUACUUGGCCGCCUUCGAGCUGAACGCGUUGGACGGUCUCUUGAGGGUGGUGCGAAUCCUGGACAGAGAAAGAGUGGAGCUGAUUCGACUCGGCCUGGUCGUGGAGGAUCUGGCUUCAAUAAAAGGACCGCAAACUGCUUCUGGAACUCUAACGAUUGUAAUCGAGGACGAAAAUGAUAACAACCCGAAGUUUCGGAGACCAUUCUAUAGGCGAUCGGUUACUGAGAACAGUAAAAACGGAGUCGGUAUAGCGAAUAUUGUUGCCGAUGAUGCAGAUAAGAAUCGAAGUAUUAGUUACUCAUUAGAAGGGCCUAAAGAGAUAAUCGAACUAGUACACCUUGAUGCUGAAACCGGAGAGGUGGUUGUAGCUAACAAAAUCGACCGCGAGCUCUACUCCUGGUUAAAUCUUACCGUCAAAGCUACAGACUCCGGCAUACCACCAAGAUCUAGCCUGGCUGAAGUGUAUGUUCAAGUACUAGACGAAAACGAUAACAAUCCUUACUUUGUGAGUGAAGUAAAUAAUUUGACGGUCCGUGAAGAUGCGGCAGUGGGGACGGAAAUUGCCGUCAUUGAUGCGAUGGAUUCAGACAGUGGAGAUUUUGGCAGAGUAACAUAUUUGCUCGAUCGUAUGUCUUCACAGGGAAAGUUUGCUAUUAACUCUGAGACUGGAUCGCUCACCGUAGCCGAUGCUCUCGAUUGGGAAACACGGAGUUCCUAUUCACUGGUGAUCGAAGCCUGGGACAACUAUCAAUUUGGUUACACAGCCGGAGAAUCUAGAAACGCCUUCAAGCAGAUCCACGUUAGUGUACUUGACGUAAACGACAAUUCUCCAACCGUUGAAGUACCCGAGAGCUGCGUAAGUAUCUCUGAAUUUCACGAGAUCCGGGAUGCAGUUACCGUUAUUAAAGCCAAAGACGCCGACGAUCCAACGACGCCUAACGGUCGCGUGACUUUCAAGAUUCUAUCUGGCAACGAAAUGAGUUUCUUCAACUUGGAACAGACGGAUUUCUGGACCGCCAGAGUUACAGCACGACGAUCAUUGAAGGGACGUUUUGGAAAUUACAGUCUGCAUCUCGAGGCACGAGACUCGGGGAGUCCAGUCAACAAGGUUGAAGCAACUCUUCACAUCUGUGUUUUGGACUACAACGACAACGCCCCCGUAUUCAUUAAUCCUCAGCAUAAUACCACUGUUCGAGUUGCUGAGAACGUCACCGUAGGAUCGGUCGUUGUCCAGGUUGAAGCAACGGACAGUGACACGGGUCUGAACGGAGAAGUGCAUUAUAGGUUGAAACAAGAUCACGCUGGUCAUUGGCGGACGUUUUUGAUCGACGACAAAACCGGUGUCGUAUCGUUGAGGCUUCCGCUUGAUAGAGAAACCCAGAAGAUUUACGAGAUUCGUGUCGAAGCUUAUGAUCUGGGAAUACCUACACCGCUCAGCUCCGAUCUGGACUUAAUAAUCUAUGUCAGGAACAUCAACGAUUACGAGCCGCAGUUUCUGAUCGAUGUAUUCAAUGUUCAUUUCACCGAGGAGAUUGCCGCAGGCUCGGAAAGCGUUGUUUUACCGGAGACUAUCGAUAGGGAUGAGGUUGACGAUCUAGACGAUCCCCCGAGUCAAGUCUGCUAUUUCAUAGUCGGCGGUAACGACGACGAAACGUUCAAUCUGGAUCACUAUUCCCACGAAUUAACAGCUGCUAAAAAACUUGACCGCGAAGUGCAAGAGGAGCAUCUAUUGCUGAUCAAAGCCACAGAAGACUGUAACACGAUACCCGCUAACGAGAGUUUCUUCGACGCGGCUGACGACACGUUGCUAAAAGUGGUCGUCGGGGUCAACGACAUCAAUGAUAACCCGCCGAGAUUUAUCAGACGAGUUUUUACCGGCGGAGUAACAACGGAAGCAGAUUUUGGAACGCAGUUUAUGCAAGUCAAGGCUGUAGAUUUGGACGCAGGUGACAACGCAGCAGUCAGCUACUAUCAAAUUGGUAAAAUUCAAAUGACACUGUCCGAGGGUCUUGAUGAUGUGAAAAAUCAACCUUUUUUGGUGGACAGAAUCACCGGCGCAGUAAGCCUCAACUUCGAUCCUCAGCGCGGGAUGAAAGGAUACUUUGAUUUCGUGGUACUAGCAAACGACACGGACGGCCUGAAUGACGUAGCGCGAGUUUUCAUAUACUUAUUAAGAGAAGAUCAGCGCGUUCGAUUCGUUUUACGACAGCAUCCACCGGAAAUUCGUCAGGGUAUUGAAACAUUCCGCGAAGUUUUGGGUAACGUGACAGGCGCCAUAGUUAACGUUGACGACUACAAGAUCCACGAAAACCAAGACGGGUCAGUGGAUAGAACCAGAACUGAUCUCUAUAUCCAUCUGGUCAAUCGUCAGGAUAAUUCGAUUCUCGAGGUAUCUGACGUCUUGGCACUGGUGGAUCGCAACAUUGAGAAGCUGGAUAGUCUCUUCAAGGAGUUCAACGUUCUUGACACUCAGCCAGCCCAGGCGCAGGCCGUUUUACAAGUAGAACAGGCCGGAACGACCCUCUGGCUCUUGGCUUUGACUCUGUUCCUCGGGGCGUUGUUAAUACUCUGCAUAGCAUUGUGCCUAUCACAGAGAGCAUCGUUCCGACGACAGCUGAAAGCUGCGAAAGCAUUGCCGUUCAGUGCUACCGAUUCCGAGUUCAUCCGCGGUCCUGGACGGGUACCAAACACGAAUAAGCACAGCAUGGAAGGAUCUAACCCGAUAUGGAUGCACGCUUAUGAAAAUGAGUGGUUUAAGAACGACGAAUCCUUCAGUCACAUGUCCGACAGAGAUUCUCUCGAUGAAAACGCUCUGAACAACGAAGAUAUUAUGAACGAAUCAAACCUCAACGAAGGGCAACGGCGUGAUAGCAAACCUUAUUACAUUCAGCCAAGGACUGGUUCUCUGGCAAGCAGCAGCAUAGACAGCGGUACCGAAGAACAGAACGACCUUAGCAGAGAACCAGGCCAAUUUCGGGCCCAUAACCCAGUGGUUAAUAAUCCGCUAGGCAAGAAAUUAGAAACUACCGAAUUGUAGUUUUCGUACGAAAUAUAU
This is a messenger RNA of Neodiprion fabricii, 6023 nucleotides long. RefSeq names its product cadherin-23. Gene Ontology annotation, molecular function: calcium ion binding. The transcript is spliced from 25 exons. Gene Ontology annotation, biological process: homophilic cell-cell adhesion. Gene Ontology annotation, cellular component: cell-cell junction; plasma membrane. Lineage: Eukaryota; Metazoa; Arthropoda; Insecta; Hymenoptera; Diprionidae. The record is from RefSeq and is a predicted model, not a curated record. Bases 297 to 6005 code for a protein of 1902 amino acids.